CGUCAUUACUGCUUGCAUUCAUACGCCCGUGCAGCAAAGGUCUAUCCAUUUAAGUAGAUUCUCACUGUAGCCCUUGCACAGGAACUGUUUUAGAUUUUAGAUUUCUAUCACCUAUUAUUUUUUCUUGUAUUUACUUACUAACUGCUUUCCACAUGAAGAAUAUAUUAAGGAUGUUUCUUCGAAGUAUCAUAAACAAGUCAAAAGAGAAACCUUGGCUACCAGAAAAGAUUGGACUGAAGUCUGAAAGUAAGAAAAUGGACAAAAUAAUUAAAAAGAAGAUGAUAUUAACUGUGUUCCUGAGCAACAAUGAACAGAUUUUGACAGAAGUUCCAAUUACACCAGAAACGACCUGUCGAGAUGUUGUGGAGUUCUGCAAAGAACCUGGAGAAGGAAGUUGCCACUUGGCUGAAGUGUGGCGGGGAAAUGAACGCCCCAUACCCUUUGAUCAUAUGAUGUAUGACCAUCUACAGAAAUGGGGACCUAGAAGAGAAGAGGUGAAAUUUUUCCUUCGGCAUGAGGAAUCUCCAACUGAAAGCAAUGAACAAGGUGGACGUCAGACCCAAAAUCAAAGAAAUGGAAUAAAUAUACCUGUGGAGAAACGUACAGAAAAUGGGGUUGGGAAUCCACACGUUGAGCUCACAUUUUCAGAGCUUCAAGAUAUGGCUGCCAGACAACAACAACAAAUUGAAAAUCAGCAGCAAAUGUUGGUUGCUAAGGAACAACGCUUACGUUAUCUGAAGCAGCAAGAACGUCGUCAGCAGCAGUCCAUUUCUGAGAGUGAAAAGCUUCAAAAACUUAAGGAACGAGUGGAGACCCAGGAGACAAAGCUGAAAAAAAUCCGUGCCAUGAGAGGGCAAGUGGACUAUAGCAAGAUCAUGAACGGCAACCUGUCUACUGAAAUUGAGCACAUCAGUGCAAUGUUCCAGGAAAAGCAGCAGGAGCUACAAGCUGCAGUGUUAAAAGUGGAUCAACUCACUCAGCAACUGGAAGACUUGCGGAAAGGGAAAUUGAAUGGCUUCCAGUCUUACAAUGGACAGAUGACAGGGCCUGCAGCUGUAGAACUAAAAAAGUUGUAUCAGGAGCUGCAGAUCCGUAACAGGCUUAAUCAAGAACAGAACUCGAAGCUGCAGCAGCAGAAGGAACUUUUAAACAAACGCAACAUGGAGGUGGCUAUGAUGGACAAGCGAAUCAAUGAGCUGCGUGAGCGCCUGUACAAGAAAAAAGUUGAGGCACGUCAAAAAGAAAACAUCCCUUUAAAUCGUAUUAACGGAACCUCAUCGCCACAGUCAUCCUUGAGUGCUUCAGGAAGAGUAGCAGCAGUGGGACCUUACAUCCAGGUUCCCAGUGCAGGCAGUUAUGCUGUACCAGUGGACCCAGUGAAACCACAGUCUCUCACCAUUGCUUCCAGUUCAACCCAUGGAAGAUCAAAAUCUGAGACUGACUAUGGGUGUGUGAAAAAAUCUCCAGGCACCUGGAAGAUUUCUGAUUUAGACAUAAUAGUGGAUCCUAUUCUGUCAGCUUCCACUUCUUCUCUUCAGUCUGCUGUUCACAGUGUCAUCUGCCUGGCAUCUACUCUUUCUGACACCCAGCACUAUGGUGGAAAAAUAAGCAAGGUGCAUGGCUCCUGGACAGAGUCAGAUCUUGAUGCUGGGCCUGACUACAGCUCUUCCGGGCAAUCUACAAACUGUGAAAAACAAUUUCUAGACUCUACUGAAGGAAACUGGCCAACACUUAAGCAAAGCUCAGCCCCUGUCGUAAAACCCUCCCAGCUCUCCAACGCAGACUGGAAAGAAUCAAGCAUGGAUACAGCUUUAAAACAAGGAACUAUAUCCAGUCAGCCUUUGCCAUCUUCUUUAUUAGGAAGUACUGAUAAGCUGGGCCUUGAUAUGGGGAGGGUGCCACCAACCAUUCCUGGUGUGAGCAAGCAGUUGCCUCAAAACUAUGGGACCUAUCCAAGCCCUAUUCCUUUAGGAACAAGUUCUACAAAUUCUCUGGAGAGGCGGAAGGAUGGCAGCCUGCCAAGACCUGGUUCCAGUAUAAUAAGUCGGCAAAGAUCUGUUCCAUUACCACCAUCAAGCAACAUACAUCAACCCAGUUCCUCACAACAGAUCCAACAGAGAAUUUCCGUACCUCCUAGCCCUACAUAUCAACCUUCUGGCCCCCCGUUAUUUCCUGGAGGAGAUGGAAGGCCUGACCUUCCUUUAACUGUGGCUAUCAGACCUUUCCUAGCUGAUAAAGGAUCAAGGCCUCAGUCCCCCAGAAAAGGACCACAAACAGUAAACUCAAGUUCCAUCUACUCAAUGUAUCUUCAACAAGCAACCCCACCCAAAAACUAUCAACAAGCUGUAUACAACACCCUAAAUAAGUCAGUAAAAGCAGUUUAUGGAAAACCUGUUCUACAAUCUGGCUCAACUUCUCCAUCACCUUUACCAUUCCUUCAUGGUUCUUUGCCUGCACACCCUUCUUCACAGCCACAGUCUCAGCCUCAGGCUGAGCUCGCUGAAAAAGAUCAAGAGCUAGAAAAUAUUCCUCCCUCUGGUGAAAAUAGCAAUGUAGAGAACAUUCCUCGACCUCUCAGUCCUACCAAACUUACACCUAUUGUCCAUUCACCCCUCCGAUAUCAAAGCGAUGCUGAUCUUGAAGCUCUUAGAAGAAAAUUAGCCAAUGCUCCCAGGCCAUUAAAGAAGCGUAGUUCUAUCACUGAACCUGAAGGACCCAGUGGGCCAAAUAUACAGAAGUUAUUGUAUCAGCGUUUUAAUACGCUUGCUGGAGGAAUAGAAAGUGCUCCAUUUUAUCAGCCAAGCAAUGCACAGGACUUCAUAGGCAUCUUAGCAGAUGUUGAUAAUGGAAACACUAGUACCAAUGGCAAUAUUGAAGAACCUAUUUCUGUGCAACCUACAGUUCCUCUUCCUGAUGAACCUCCUCCUUCAUCAGAUGCCAAUGAUAAUGAAUUACCUUCUCCUGCCACUGAAGAAUUGAUCAGUAUUGAAACCACUAACCAAACCUCUGAGACAACUGAAGAUAGUAAUAAUAAUCCUGCUAUACUCCCUUCCACUGAGCAGCCACCUAGCCCUGUACCUGAGGUUAGUUCCCCAGUAGAAGAUGAAGUUCCUGUGCCACCAGCUGUUCCUCCUCCUCUUCCUCCAACCAAACGUACCAACCUGAAGAAACCUAAUUCUGAGAGGACAGGACAUGGUUUGAGAGUGAAGUUCAAUCCUUUGGCCCUCUUGCUUGAUGCUUCUUUGGAGGGAGAAUUUGACCUGGUACAAAGGAUCAUAUAUGAGGUUGAUGAUCCCAGCAAACCCAAUGAUGAAGGAAUUACCCCUUUGCAUAAUGCAGUAUGUGCUGGCCAUCACCACAUUGUAAAGUUCCUGCUUGAUUUUGGUGUAAAUGUGAAUGCAGCAGACAGCGAUGGAUGGACACCUUUGCAUUGCGCAGCUUCUUGCAAUAGUGUUCACCUCUGUAAACUACUGGUGGAAUCUGGGGCAGCAAUUUUUGCUUCAACUAUAAGUGAUAUAGAAACUGCUGCAGACAAGUGUGAAGAGAUGGAGGAGGGUUAUAUUCAGUGUUCCCAGUUCUUGUACGGUGUACAAGAGAAAUUGGGAGUCAUGAAUAAAGGAGUAGUAUAUGCACUCUGGGAUUAUGAAGCCCAGAAUAAUGAUGAGUUGUCAUUCCACGAGGGUGAUGCCAUUACUAUUCUGAGACGCAAGGAUGACAAUGAAACGGAAUGGUGGUGGGCUCGCCUCAAUGAUAAAGAAGGCUACGUGCCUAAAAAUCUUCUGGGGUUAUACCCACGAAUAAAGCCUAGGCAGCGAACCCUGGCUUGAACUCAGUCAUAUGGCAGUCCGAUACAUCUUUCUGGUAACUGGAAACUUAAAACAUACACUGGAACCAUUCUUUUAAAUCGUAUUUCACCUGGAGAAAUAAAGCUAUAAUCUUUGUUUUUAAUGGUGCUUUCUCUUGUUAGUGGACAGCAUUCAAGGUUUUAAAAUCUGUUGUUUGUAAAUAAUUAUUCCAUGUGAUCCACUACUAACAAGGAGAGCGACCUACACAACCUACAGUAUUUUGCCAACUGCAGUCUAAAAACCAAAACCACAAGUCCUAGCUAUUGAAGGUUCUGUGGUUGGAACUUUCUGUCGAAGUGUUCAGAAGUGUCAUUUGCAAAAUGCAGAUGUGCUGUUCUCUGUUCCAAUCCCACAGCAACUGUCCCAUGUCAAGAUUUUAGAUAUUGUUUUUGUCUGACACCAGUGAAAGUUGAGUUUACUCAUUACUGAUUUAACUCCUUGAGUGCCAGGAUGGAAAAUAAGCUAAGUGAAUAGUCACCAAAGCUUUAUGGAGACUAGGAUUUAAAUAUAGGAGUCUGCUUAUAUAACACUUACAUUCUAAUUUAGACAUCCCAAAACUAAACUUCAGAUAUCGUAGCAUCAAGAUAUUGUUUGCAUUUAGUGACAAGCUAGGAGGAAGAUCAGCGGUAUUUGUACACCUUCUUGGAACCCCUACAGUAGUUCACUUAGUAUUUAUUUUCUUGAUUUUCAUCUCAUAGCACCAAUUUACCUCUACUAAUUAAAACAUUUCCCCUACUAACCACACGAAUUUGUCUAUUCUGGACAAAAAAAAAAAAAAAAGAACUAAACUUGCAGUUAAAGGGAUUUGUAUGUCUGCAUGGAUGAAAGUGCAAUAGUUGAGAAGGGUAAGAGUCUGAUUUAACUUGAAGUCUGCCUUAGUUAUGGUAGGAAGACUUUGAAGGACCGAAUAGAAGUGGAGAGAGUUGAUUGUGUUUAGGUAUAAGGUCAAGGAGAGAAAAAGUAACCAAGUUCACAGUAGGAUUUGAAAAGUGAUAAUAGUCUGUAUCGAUGAGGACAGUUCCUGUGGUUCUUGGCAGCCCCACACCUAAAGCCAGGGUGAGUUAUGCAAUAACCUACGUCACAAUAUUGUAGUUUCAAGCAAACAGCACUUCACUGGAGUUUUAAAUGUACAUGGGUUUUAUAUACCAAAAGUAUAUUUUGGAUUUCCCAUAAUAAGCUGUAGCCAUGUUUCUUGCAAUUUUUUCUCCCAUUAAGCUGUAGGCCACUUUGCUUUAAAUCUUCAUGUACGUCUUGUGUAUAAUUUAUAUAUCCAUUUAUGCAGUGCUGUAACAUGCUUCUACCACAGGUUAGCAUAAAUUGUAUAUAUUGUGGUGAUGAAAAGUGAAAGGGUAUUAUUGUUAAAGAAUUUGCUACAUGAAUGUGACAAUUUCAAGACCUAUGAUGCACUAAAUUUGGAAGAACAUGUAAAAUGUGCACAAUAAAGUACUGCUAAGGCAUGGCUGCA
Messenger RNA from Alligator sinensis (Chinese alligator), 5310 nucleotides. RefSeq names its product protein phosphatase 1 regulatory subunit 13B (gene PPP1R13B). Gene Ontology annotation, biological process: negative regulation of cell cycle; regulation of apoptotic process; apoptotic process. Gene Ontology annotation, cellular component: nucleus. The transcript has 19 exons. The record is from RefSeq and is a predicted model, not a curated record. Bases 153 to 3827 code for a protein of 1224 amino acids. Gene Ontology annotation, molecular function: transcription factor binding; p53 binding. NCBI's taxonomy places the organism in Eukaryota, Metazoa, Chordata, Crocodylia, Alligatoridae.